Blepharisma stoltei is the source of this 588-nucleotide messenger RNA. The record is from the annotation of a GenBank genome assembly. Lineage: Eukaryota; Ciliophora; Heterotrichea; Heterotrichida; Blepharismidae.
AUGUCUAAAAAUUAUUAUCCCGUAUAUGAACAAUUGGGUAAUUCCAGCCAAGAAGAAGUCUUUCUCGCCUAUAAUCCGUUUUAUCAAUUAGAAGAACAAGAAGAAUUUGAAGAAGAAAAAUAUUUAUACAGCGGAGAAGAUUUGAUAGGAUUUUCAGAUGGCCCUCGAAUAUCCGAAUAUAUUUAUGAGGAAAAUAAUAGCAGUGAAGAAGAAUUAAAUGAAAUUAGCUGAGAAAGGCAAGAAAUAAGGGAUGUGGAAAGAGAGGAAAAUAUUGGAGAAUGAUGGAUUUCUUCAGAUCCAAUCAUUAUUGAUGGAAUGUAUGCUCAGGAAACUAAUAGAGAGCAAAUUAUGGAUAUUUUAAGUGGAGUAGUCCCUGCAAAAGGGCUAUCUGAAGAAGCACGAGCAAGAAUCACAGAAUUUUUGUAUAAUGAUGAAAUUAGUGACGAGAAUUGUGUAAUUUGCUGUGAAAAAUUCGAAGAAAAAAAUGUCCUAUUAAAAUUACCAUGCAGUCAUAUUUUUCAUAAAGACUGUUUUUUGGAGUAUGCUGAAAGGAGUGAUAAUUGUCCUUUGGACCGAAAAAAAAUUUAA